GCUCGUUGCAUCCUGCCUCAUUUCUCAACGUUUCCGACGACGAGCUCAUCAUGGUCUCGGUCACUGUCAACGCUGCGGGGCGUCCGCCAGCCUUUGCGCGCGGAUUUCCCAUCACUGUCGAGGUCCCGAACGACGGCAAGGUCGCAGAUAUCAAGGCUGCUAUCCAUGCCAAGUUCCCCAAGUACUAUUCUACACGUCAAAAACUCAGCGUCCCCUCGGAUAAGAAGGCCCUCGCGGACGACGCGCCGGUGAAGGAGCUCUUCUCCGGCGCGUCGCAAGGCGAGCUAGUCGUGAAAGAUCUCGGCCCCCAAAUCAGUUGGAGGACGGUGUUCCUGAUUGAAUACGUCGGACCGCUGCUCAUUCAUCCCCUGUUCUACUUCUAUCCUGGCGUAUUCUACGGCCAGGAUGUGAAGCACAGCGCCAUGCAGACUUAUGCCUUUGCUCUCAUCAUGGGCCAUUUCAUCAAGCGGGAACUGGAAACACUGUUUGUACAUCGCUUCUCGCACGCCACUAUGCCCUUCUUCAAUGUAUUCAAAAAUUCUGGCCAUUACCAUCUCCUUAGCGGGUUAUUGCUGGCGUUUGAUCUGUACAGACCAGGAUACUCCGCUCCCGCCGUCGCCGGAACCCUACUCGAUGACCCUACUUUCCUCAAAGCCUGCGCCGGAUUAGUUAUCGCUUUUGAGCUCCUCAACUUGAAUGCACACUUGGUGUUGCGUUCGUUGCGUCCCGCCGGCACAACCAAGCGCGGGAUUCCUUAUGGGUUCGGAUUCGGUCUCGUCUCUUGCCCGAAUUAUCUGUUCGAGACCCUGGCAUGGACGACGAUCACUGUGAUGACGGGCGGGAGUCUAGCGUCAAUUCUGUUUCUGGUCGUCGCGACGGUCCAGAUGGCUAUCUGGGCGCUGAAGAAGCACAACCAGUACAAGAAGGAGUUUGGCAAGGCGUACCCCCGGGGGAGGAAAGCCAUGUUCCCCUUCAUCCUCUAGCCGUUGGCGCGUUGAUCGUAUCGCUUCGUCUCUUACGCCGACCAAUACAUGUACGCUUCUCGCAUGCUUAUCUCCUGAAAAUUGGCCAGUCCCCAAUUGCUUUCAG
Schizophyllum commune H4-8 is the source of this 1089-nucleotide messenger RNA. RefSeq lists its product as uncharacterized. The transcript has 9 exons. Bases 51 to 983 code for a protein of 310 amino acids. The record is from RefSeq and is a predicted model, not a curated record. NCBI's taxonomy places the organism in Eukaryota, Fungi, Basidiomycota, Agaricomycetes, Agaricales, Schizophyllaceae. Gene Ontology annotation, molecular function: oxidoreductase activity, acting on the CH-CH group of donors. Gene Ontology annotation, biological process: very long-chain fatty acid biosynthetic process.